Molecule: messenger RNA, 3305 nt
Organism: Dermacentor albipictus
Lineage: Eukaryota; Metazoa; Arthropoda; Arachnida; Ixodida; Ixodidae
Source: RefSeq, a predicted model, not a curated record
UGAGAACGAAGAAGACGAAGAGCCUUGUGCUUGUAGGGUGCCAUCGCAGCCAACUGCUUCCGCUCCGGAGACUUAUUCGAUUAUCAAGCGCGUCAUUUAUGAAGUUGGCGAGAACGAGCCAGGAGGGAAGCGAACUGAUCUGGCGCAACCUGCGAGGCAUCUUCCAUGGCCCAGCAGGGUGGCAGCGUCAAGGCGUUUCUUGGUGUCGCUACGCCCGUGUACCUUGCACCGCUGCUGUUCUUCGAGAACCUGGCGUUGCCGUGUGCCGUGCUCCUGGUGGUGAUUUUCACAGUCUUGGAGACACUGCCGCUGCCCAUUGUGUCCCUCGUACCAUGGGUAGCCACGCUCUUACUCGGCCGCUCCACGCCAGGCUACGAGGACGUGCUAGACCUCAGCGGGGCGGAACUGGUGCCACUGACGGGCUUCCUGAUUGUGUACGUGCUGGCGGACUCGACGCGGCUGUGGACGAAGCUGUCGGCGCUUGUUCUCCGAUGGCAGGGCGCGCGCGUGGGACUGCUGUUUGCGUCGCUCAUGUCUGUUGCUUUCGUGGCGUCUCUCGUGCUGCCGUCGACGUUCGUCACUCUCCUGCUCGCUGCCUUCGUCUGUCGGCACAUGGAGAAUAUACAGGAAGACGUAGCAGUACUGGAGGCACGCGGAGAAAUGCGCUCUGCGCAUCCCCCACGACAGGCACCACCAGCGAGUAAGGCCAGGGACGAGCGCCUGAAGCCGCGGGCGCCGCGCUUUGCUACCCCACGGUCUCCCUCGAGCAGGAGCGCCUUUAGGAGGGCGAGUCACUCCCUGCCGGUGCCCGAUAGGGGACCGUCAGGUGCUCUGGUCCGGGUCGACGACAUUGUCAGGCAGCUAGUGACGGCGAUUCGCUCAGCGUGCAUCGACUCCCCCAGGCUCCAACAUCUGCGAUCUAAAAGACACUCCCUGACCGACCAUUCGGUCGACAUGCCUGCCUCAACCAACUCUGUCGCGAUUCACGGUAGCACCAUCUCGGCAACGGCGAGGAUGUCGCCGCAGCAGCACCGGCCUCGAGUUCCGAUGGUGAUGCUUGGAGCCCAAGCGCAUCACAGCCCUACUCUUGUACACGGAGAUAACGUCGAAACGACGGCAACGUUGGUACCUAGCGCCAGAACCGUGUGGUCAGACCGUCGUGCGAGGUACACUAAAACGCGCUCAGAUCCCAAAUCGCCAAAGAGUCAAUCCACGCUAUCGCUGAGCCAGAGCGUCGACGACGCUGCGCGGGCGUCGAAAGGAUCGUCGUCUCGCUCAAAAUCUACGAAGGCGGACACUCCUCCGCAUACCAGCCAGUUACACAAUAUCCCCGAUGUCCCAUCAGGUUCGUCGUCGCAACGUGACAGGCGCGCCACUGGCGCCAUUCUAGAAGCGUCGCCCAAGAGCCCAUUGUCUCCCGUCUGGCCUUCUGUGGACCAGUCGCAGCAAUCGAGGCCCCUGUCACCCAGAGGAUCGCCCACGCUUCGAAUCAGCUCCAUCAGUGGUGCCGCUACACGCGCCUCCAAAGGAACCCCACUUCGUGGAACCACUCCUCCGAGAGCCAAUGGUCCUUCAAUUGGGGAGUCGUGGUCAGCCCUGCACUCACCGCUUGAUUCGUCCAAGCAAAGCAACGGUCCCGGUGAGAGCGUAGUCGAGUGGCGCUCCAGGGGGACGUCGUCCCCCGGCAUAGGAUUACGCUCACCACGGGCUACACCUUCUAACGAAAUCGCACCUAUGGCUAAUACCGAGUCACUGAAGACAGGGCAAUGCACGCCAAAGCACAGUCAAAGCAGCGGCCGGCACCCGUAUUUGCCGUCACGCCCGUCAAGCGUGUCCUCGCAGCUCAGCCAAGUGUCGCUGAGUGGAGUGGGAAGCCCAGCGACACCGUCGCAGAUAGGCACCAUGGGAUCGAAACUUGAACAUUCGAGCUUCUUCAAGUCGUACGCUAGCGAGACCCAAAAGUCCGGUCACGAGCACUCGUCGGUCGCCCCUCGCGACGGCAAUGACUGUCUGGAGCUUGGCACCCACCAAGAGAACGUCCUUCUGAAUGCGACAUGGUCACCAGCUCCCGGAAGACAAGAUGAUACUGCAACUGAAAGAAAAAUUGAAGCCAGUAACACUUUGUACAGGCGGAUCCAAAAGGUGCUCAUAUUAGGCGCGGCCUACACGUCCAUCAUCGCGGGAGAGUGCGGCUUGAAGGGAAGGACAAGGGUCAUCAUCAACGACUACUAUGCCAACCAAAAGAAGCCGAGCCCUUUGAACGCGGCGGUAUUUGGGUGCUGCCUGGUUCCCGCGUCGCUGGUAUCGAUCACGCUCUUCUUGAUCUUUGUGUAUCACUUCUACCUCAGAAACGUACACGUGGCCCCAACACCGGAAUUACGUGUCGCCAUUCACGAGAUCGGCAAGGACAAAUGGCAAUGCGAAGACCGAUUAUCGAUGAGGGAAGUAAUGGUCAUCCUGUUGCUCGUCGCAAUCGGCAUCUCACUUAUUGUAGACUCGGACAAGCACAUCGGGGUUGACUCCACCACGGUGACUUCGCUGUGCGCCGUGGUGGCCGUGGGCCUCCCGCAGAAGCUGGGCAACCUUGUCCUGGCCGAGCACGUGGUGACAUGGCAGCUCAUACUCCGCCGCCUGCCCUGGGAACUGAUCCUGGUGCGACUUGGAGGAAGCGCCCUGCAGGUCGUCGCCGAGCGUUCGAGGGUGUCCACGUGGCUGCUGGAGACAUUACUGCGAAACGUUAACACGCGAGUGCACCCCGCCUGGUGCCUCGUGGCGUUGAUGGCUGCAACGGCACUGGUCUGUGAAGUGGACACCGGCGUUGCCGGAUUCCCGCUCGUCCAUAAGCUGAUACUUCUGUCGGAGCGCUUCCAGCUGCACCCGUUGUACUUCCUGUUGCCCGUGCUGAUGCAGUCUCGCUGCGUGCUGCUGGUGCCAUACACGAGUACGCCCCUCGCCUUCAUACACCUCUACACCCACAUGCGAAGCGCGGAACUGUACUGGCUGGGAUUGCUGCUCAAGGUCAUCUUCUGCCUGGCAUUUGUGGUGGCGGCCAACACUAUGCUGUUCGUCUAGCGGCCAGCUUGUCGGCAAACUGUUCUUCUGCACCAACGAGCUCACGUUUAAUAUUUCGUGGGCGACGCUCUUGUGCGCCCGGACAUUCUAACGGAAACACAAUUUAUAACAUUCUGGCGUUCCACGAAUGGUGAACCUGACGUUCUUGCCCCCCUUGACAGCGUGAAAGACUUUACAGUUGUUUACAUUACUGCGAAUACGGUAGCACCAUGUUGAUCAUUUUCUGUUCUGUA